Penaeus vannamei (Pacific white shrimp) is the source of this 1908-nucleotide messenger RNA. Lineage: Eukaryota; Metazoa; Arthropoda; Malacostraca; Decapoda; Penaeidae. The record is from RefSeq and is a predicted model, not a curated record.
AUGAAGUUUCACGAGAUUUCGAAUGAAGAUGUUGCCAAGAGUGCCUUAGUGAUGCGUCCAGAAAGAGGUGGAAAGUGGGCGCACAUCCAACUCGCGCCAUAUAAAAGCCUCAACAGCCGCCUCUCGCUAGACACAAUAGAAACAGUACUCGAUGUUGCCAAGCAUGCCAUGAUCCCGCGUCCAGAUGGAGGUGGAAAAUGGGCGCACACCCAACUCGCGCCACAUAAAACCUUCAACAGCCGCCUCUCGCUAGACACAACGGAAAUAACACUCUUUGAGAAAAGAAAGCAAGCUGUAGCUUUAUCUACAUCACCGCAAGACUUUGUGUAUCCACAUACCCCCAGGAGACCAUUGUACUCAAGCUACACCUCAGCAGGAAUGGCACACCCACGCCCUCGUGUCCUUUUCCUGCUGCUCCUCCUCAGUGCCGGCGAGGAGAGCCAAGUGGGUGCUUCGCAGGCUGGCACCAACAGCUUAGCCUCUGCCAUCUCACAGCUGGUGCGGGAUUUCUUGCCCAGCUGCCAUCUGGUUCUUGUCUCCACGUCGGAGUUUUCGUCUGUGUUCUCCGAGAUGCAGUCAGGCGUCCUCGGAGCUGGCGUGGGAGCCGUGGUGGUCAACAGCAACGAGAUCCUGACCUCCCUUGACCUCGCUUCCCGAGAUGACCUCUUCAGCGGCCUCUGGGGGGACGCUGCCACCACCUGCCGGGCGCUCCUGAUCGAAAUCUUUGGGGACUUCGAUACAGAUCAUCUUUUUCGGUUCCUCGAAGAAUCUGGCAUUUCCCAAAGACCUGAAGCGCGGGUCGUCCUCGUGGGACCUCCGAAGGGCGUCGAGGUCGUCCUCCAGAACCCGCUGCUCCAGAACGCCAUCCACGCCCUCUACCUCACCCUCGAGAACCUGGGGAUCGAGAGCAAGCGCAAAAAACUCGCCUCCGCUUUGAAGGUGGACCUCGGGUUGGAGGAAGAGUGGAGCAACUUGCACGUGUACCGGAAGUGCCUCUACUGCAACGCCGGCGAUGCUGACGUCAGACUUGUCCGCCGCUGGACGCCCGACCUCGGCCUCGGCGCCAAGGACGAGCUCUUUCCCGACGAAUUCGGAGACUUUAACGGCCACAAGUUCACGGUGGUCGCUAAGCGGUACUUCCCUUAUAUGGACGCGAGUCUCGAGACGAAUGAACCCGGUUCGAGACUCACUGUGUUGGAUUCGCUCGACACUCGGAUCUUCCUCGCCCUGGCUCGCUAUCUGAACUUCACCUUCGAGACGUGGUCAACGGCGGAUAGCGAAUUCGGAGUGGACAAAGGAGACGGCAACUGGACGGGCAUGGUCGGGGCGCUGCAACACGGGCACGCGGACUUCUCCUGCGGUAUUACACCGACUAGGGCACGCGGGCAGGUCGUCGACUUCUCGAGGGUAUACAUUCCGGAGCCCUGGGUCAUCGUGUCCCUCAAACCCCAGCCGCCGCCGCAGUCGUGGUCGCUCGUGAGACCUCUGACAGGCACCGUCUGGCUCGCUCUCGUCCUCAGCAUCUUCGUCUUCGCCUUCGUCCUGUGGCUCCUGCAGAGGGCGUGGUCGUGGGUGUCGGGGGGGCGUGGCCUGCACCUCUGCCGCGCCCUCAUGUAUGCCUGGGGAACCACCCUCGAGGACCCGCCCUCUGAGCCUCCAGCCAACCCCACGAGCCGAAUGCUGGUCGUCUGGUGGCUCAUGUUCUGCCUCGUGGCCACCACCGCCUACAAGUCCGCCCUCAUCGCCCACCUGACCGUCCAGCUGGAGUCCCCGCCCAUUGACACCUUCGAGGACCUCCUGGGACAGAGGGGCUGGGGCUGGGGGAUGUCCCUGACCGGAAGUGCCAUGCAGUCCUUCCUGAACACGAGUCCCGACCCCGUGAUUCGGAGGCUGGGGGAGAACGUGCAG